UUUUUUUUUAAUUCUUUUUUAUUUUUAUUUUUAUUAUUAUUAUUAUUAUUCAAGACUACUCUAUCUAUUCAUAUUAUCAUGUUUAUUGUCAAUUGGUUUUAUGAUGUCUUAUCUUCUUUAGGUUUAUUGAAUAAGAAUGCCAAAAUUCUCUUUUUGGGUCUCGACAAUGCUGGUAAAACUACUUUACUUCAUAUGUUGAAGAACGACCGUUUAGCUACUUUGCAACCUACUCUUCAUCCUACCUCUGAAGAAUUAGCUAUUGGUAACGUUAAAUUUACAACUUACGAUUUGGGUGGGCAUUUACAGGCUCGUAGAUUGUGGAGAGAUUACUUCCCCGAAGUCUCUGGUAUUGUAUUCUUGGUGGAUGCUGCUGAUCAUUCUCGUUUCCUUGAAGCAAAAGCUGAAUUAGAUGCUCUUCUUGCUAUUGAACAACUUACUAGUGUACCAUUCCUUAUUCUUGGUAACAAAAUUGAUGCUCCUGGUGCUGUCAGUGAAGAAGGCAUUCGACAACAACUUGGUUUAUUCCAAACUACUGGAAAGGGUAAAGUGCCAUUGAAGGAUAUUCGACCUAUUGAAGUAUUUAUGUGCUCUGUGGUGAUGAGACAAGGUUAUGGUGAUGGUUUCCGCUGGUUAUCCCAAUACGUUUAGACAACAUUCAUCAUAUCCGUCCAUAUUCUUUUUUUUUCACCAUAAUUUUGAUAGUUUAGUCUCCUUAUCACCCACUUGUUUCUUUUUUUUUUUAUAUUUCCACCUCACUAUUUUCAUUCUUUUUUUAUAUAUAUACAAAGCACAGCAC
Messenger RNA from Halteromyces radiatus, 796 nucleotides. RefSeq names its product small COPII coat GTPase. The transcript has 5 exons. Gene Ontology annotation, biological process: intracellular protein transport; vesicle organization; membrane organization. NCBI's taxonomy places the organism in Eukaryota, Fungi, Mucoromycota, Mucoromycetes, Mucorales, Cunninghamellaceae. The coding region runs from base 79 to 648 and encodes 189 amino acids. Gene Ontology annotation, cellular component: COPII vesicle coat; endoplasmic reticulum exit site. Gene Ontology annotation, molecular function: GTP binding; GTPase activity. The record is from RefSeq and is a predicted model, not a curated record.